This is a messenger RNA of Pelagomonas calceolata, 812 nucleotides long. The record is from the annotation of a GenBank genome assembly. NCBI's taxonomy places the organism in Eukaryota, Pelagophyceae, Pelagomonadales, Pelagomonadaceae.
ACCAUGGCGAAGCUCAUCGUCGCCCUCUGCCUCCUCUUCGGCGCGAACGCCAUGGGUAUUUAUGGCGGCGAAAAGAACGGGUGCGGCCAGACCUGCUUAGCGGUCGAAACUCUCAACUCGCUGCCCUUCCCCCUGGGCACGAUUGAAUCCGAUACUUGUUACGUGAUUGAAGGCACGUUCCCCUCUCCCGCUGACGCACUUUUUGUCUCAAGCUUGGUCAAGUGUGCGAAGAUCACGAUCCCGAGCGGCUCCCGCGUAAGCGGCAUUUUCGCACACCUCCCGCGUCCGCCGUCUGCCCCGCGCCGCGAAACUGAGACGCGGCGCGCGCAGGUUAACGGUGAGAACACGGAGAUCGUCAACGAAGGUCUGCUCGGCGGCAUUAACGCGCGCCUUCCGCGUCCGUUGCUUAAAUUGCGUGGGAGUACUUAGCGAUCAUCACGAACGCUAGACUAACUCAUGCAUUGAUCACUACAUCGCGCAGGUCGAUGAUAUAGCAGUCGGAACGAAGAUCACGAACACCGGCAUCAGGAACGACGGCGACCCCGUCAUCAUCAACGCGCGCACGCCGCGUCCCUCCGCCUCCGAAGAUUUUCGACGCCUCCCUCGCGCGCAGGUCCAGUCGGCUACGACCGAGAUCACGGUGAGCGACCCGGGCGCGGCCGAGGUCCGCGUGCGCGACCCGCGUCCAUAACGCCCGCCCGCACGAAAGCGAAGGAACCGAAACGCAGGCUUUUGGUGUAGACAUCACCUUCCAGUGCUACGGCGAGGACGCGACCGCGGUCUCUGACACACCCGAGGUCUGCUCGUCAUGA